GGGUGGGUAUCCAACUCGCGAACCGUAGAGAAAGAGAAGAGAGGGAGAGAGGCAGAGAGUAGGCGGCAGCGGAGGCGAUGGCGACGGCGACGGCGACGGGAGGGAAGGGGCUGAACGCGACGGGCGAGUUUUUCCGGCGCCGUGACGGAUGGAGGAAGCACCCUAUGGUGGGGAACCAGCUGCGCCACGCCACUCCGGGGCUCGGCAUCGCCAUCGUCGCCUUUGGGAUCUACCUUGUCGGGGAGGCCGCCUACAACUGCGUCCACCGCCCCGCCGGCGACAACCACCACUAGAUCGGCCCCAGAGGCCAGAGGUAACCGCCCCGUGUGGUCUUCACUUUUUUUUUCCGAGUCAACCCAAAUGGGUGAAUUUGGGUUCAUUUCAAGCCUGUAGGGGUUGUUGGGAGCGUUUCGCCUAGAUCUGUCUAUUGGAGAUUGUGUAGCGCUGUCUUGUGUGGAACAGAUUAUGGAUUUACGCUUUGGAAAUAAACUGCGGCUCUGAUUCAACCAA
Aegilops tauschii subsp. strangulata is the source of this 510-nucleotide messenger RNA. RefSeq names its product NADH dehydrogenase [ubiquinone] 1 beta subcomplex subunit 3-B. The record is from RefSeq and is a predicted model, not a curated record. Gene Ontology annotation, biological process: mitochondrial respiratory chain complex I assembly; electron transport chain. Gene Ontology annotation, cellular component: respiratory chain complex I; mitochondrion. Lineage: Eukaryota; Viridiplantae; Streptophyta; Magnoliopsida; Poales; Poaceae.